Penicillium mononematosum is the source of this 1373-nucleotide messenger RNA. Its product is annotated as C2H2-type zinc finger protein. Lineage: Eukaryota; Fungi; Ascomycota; Eurotiomycetes; Eurotiales; Aspergillaceae. Gene Ontology annotation, cellular component: chromatin. The transcript is spliced from 6 exons. Bases 1 to 1302 code for a protein of 433 amino acids. Gene Ontology annotation, biological process: regulation of transcription by RNA polymerase II. Gene Ontology annotation, molecular function: RNA polymerase II cis-regulatory region sequence-specific DNA binding; DNA-binding transcription factor activity, RNA polymerase II-specific. The record is from RefSeq and is a predicted model, not a curated record.
AUGGAUCCCAGAUCUCACCCUUCCCGUCCUCCAUCCACCAGUCUGCCUCCAGGCUCCACGCCCAUGUCUUCAACUCCAAUCUCGAGCAUGCACAUGCCACAAUACUCGAUGCAGCCGCAGUAUCCGGUUUCACAGCCGCAUACUCUGCCUCCGUUGCAGCCUCAUCACCCUCAGUCGCCCGCGCCUCACCACUACAUGGGCCAGCCGUACCGUCCGGAUUUGUCGCGGUACCCUCCGUCAACUCACGAUGUCUACGGGGCUUCCCAGGCCCCUAUGAUGCCGCACACGACUGUCGGUAGCCUUCCGCCAUCGUCUCUGCGCAUCAGCAGUACCCCCCCACCUCCGAGUGUCCUUCCGCCCGCAUCCUCCGCUCAGAGCUACCCCCAGCCGAUUGCUCCGGCACCCCCGCGCGACCGUCGUCCGGAUUUCAAUGGUCUUCCUUCCGGUGCCUUUAGUUACUCCGAUGGCAAGGGUUGGGGUAUGACUCCUGAUGUGAAUGGCGCGAACGGCUCCCCUUACGCCAAGGAACCACCACGGACGCAGGUUGUCGGCUCUCAGGGCCGCCGUGGCAUUUUGCCCAGUGUCCCAGGCCGCGCGACUCCGGUUUCUAACGGUGUCAAUGGUACAGCUAAGAGCACCACUAUCCCUGCUAAGGACGCGGACGGCAAAUUCCCCUGCCCGCACUGUAACAAGACUUACCUCCACGCCAAGCACCUCAAGCGCCAUCUGUUGAGACACACUGGUGAUCGCCCCUACAUGUGUGUUCUUUGCAAGGACACUUUCUCCCGCAGUGAUAUCUUGAAGCGUCACUUCCAAAAGUGCUCAAUCCGCCGGGGUAAUCCGACCGGUGCGACUCACUUGUCCCACCCCCAGGCCCAUCUGAAGCGGUCUCAACAGCAAGCAGCUGCGGCUGCCGCGGCCAAUUCCCCCAAGCCGCUUCAGGAUGAAGUCAGCCGUCCUGGCUACACGGAGCAGCAGCCGCUAGGCUUCACGAUGCAGUCUGUCAACGGCAUGAACCGUGGUCCCGGUGACGACGCGUUCUCCGCUGGCCAGGCGCACGCGAGAGCCUCGUGGAUGGCUGGACCCAAGCAGAAUCCGUAUCUCAUGCAGCCUGGUGUCGAUGCCCAUGGCCAGCAGCUGACGGUUGAUCGUCCCCUUGAACAGGAGCCGAUCCACGCCCCCGUCGACCACGACCGCAAGUUCUACCCCGCCUCGACCGGUCCCGAGAGCGGUAUGAACGGACUGUACCUUGCUUCGACUACGCUGAGCGGAGACGGUACCGUGCAGCCCGCGAGACAGUAGACGGUGAAUUCGAUCGGAAAGCAAGAUGACGACUAUGAGGCAUGAGAUUGAAAAAGCGUUUCGACGAAACA